AUGGCUGAGGCGGCGGCCUUGGGUCUCAUGGAGGCCCAAGGGAUUGCUUGCAGACAACACAUGAGCCAAGCUUCGGACAAGCUGUGCCAGACAAAGCCAGAGCCUGUCAAGCGUCCAGAAAAGACCGCCAAAGCUCACCCAAAGACAGAGAUAUCUGAGGAGAAGACACUAAAGCCUUCUGAGAAGAUGGCUAUGUCUGAACCAUCAGGUGAUAGCAGCAGGCAUGCGGGCUCUGCUUCAACUGAGGAGGCAGAGCGCAAAAUGAAGAAGAAAAAGAAGAAAGGCCUGGCUUACACUCUGAUUGUGCAGAAAUGCCAGAUUUUUGUGAGCAAGAGAUUGAGGCAAACAUCGUCACAGUGA
Durusdinium trenchii is the source of this 360-nucleotide messenger RNA. NCBI's taxonomy places the organism in Eukaryota, Dinophyceae, Suessiales, Symbiodiniaceae. The record is from the annotation of a GenBank genome assembly.